CGAUUUGGCGGCGCGCCUUCCUGAUUUCUCUAGCUCGCCGAGGCCGAGGCGCCGACGAAGGGCCUGGAUUGGAACAAGCCCAGCCACUACCGCAGCGAAGGAAACCGCCCCGGCGACGGCAUAGCCUACCUUUCUACACCCCGCGCUGCUGCGCUCCGGCGGUGAUUGGGUCGAGCCGAACAUGUCGGUGUCCGAUCUGCCCGACGAGCUGUGGGCGCGCGUCCUGGAGCUCGGCGCCGCCUCCGCCGCGCUGGGGUUCCGCGACCUCUGCUGCCUCGCCAUCGCCUCGCGCCGCCUCCGCCGCCUCUCCCUCCACCCCUCCCUCUGGUCGGGUCUCAUCUCCCGCGACUUCCCCUCCCAAUCCCAGCCCUCCUCCUCAUCCUCCUCUUCGCAGCAGCAGCAGCAGCUCGAUCCCAAAUCCCUCUACAGGACCAAGUUCGAGAGGCACAAGCUGCGGAUGGCGGAGGCCAGGCGGCGGGCGGUGUACGAGGCGGAGGGGCGGGUGCUGGCGUGCCGGAGGCGGCUGACGGAGCUGGAGGAGUCGAUGUGCGCCGAGGGGGAUAGGAUGAAGGCCACCGCGCAGGAGCUGGACAGCCUCGAGAGGGUCAGGAGUGCUUCGGUGGCAUUAAACGUGUGGCAACCACAAGUAGUUCAUGGGCGUCAGAAACAGUUGGUUCAGCAAUGCACCGUUCCUGUUGAUUCUCGUUUCAGUGCUCUACACAUGGAGCUGAAAGUUUGUAAGCAACAAAUAUCAACUUACAAGAAUGCUUACAACAAGGAGAAGCUCAAGCUGAAUGAGUACGAGGAAGCAUUGAGCCGAGCAAAAUAUCAUCCUAUGCAGAACAGUAAUCACACAAGCCCACCUGGUAAUGAACCACAAGCAAAGAGGAAGAGACUGAAAUGAAGGCAUCCUCAGUGCAGCAAGUGCCAAGAUAUUCGUUUGGGGGGAAAAGGGUGCUAAAUGCAUUGUGGAUUCUUCGUGGGUUCGUUUGUCUGCGCAUGUGUGUGCACAUGAUGUACGUGGCAUUGUUCCUUUCCAGGCAGAAUGAACGAAUGAAGCUCAGCUGAUCCCUUCCAAAUGCCGAAAGAAAAGAAUCCUAUCCUUUUCCUUUGGCGGCGGAAAGGCAAUUUCCCCACCAACUGGUGCCGAGAGAAUGUUAUUCUCAUCGAAUGUGCACCGCGCAGCCGCCAGCUACUCCGUGUGGACGCCAGCUAUUUUCAGAGCGGAAUAGUCCGGCCCUGGCGCUUGCUCCUCACGAAACUGUGGGGCGGUCAACUAUUCUACUACAGCAGAAGGUCGACUGGUCAGAUCGGAUUUCUUCAGCUGACCGUUGGUUUGUAGGGAGCGUGCUGUAUGAGACUGCUGGCCCGGUACUCUUCAUGUUAGCCGCCUUGCGUUUCGGGUUUGGACACGUCACGUGUGGGUUAAGUGCAACCCAUUCAUUUGUAUGCUGCUAUACUAGUACUAUAAGCGGUCAACUUACUCUUAGAAGCAUCCUCGUGCAUGACGAUCGACGAGCAGCCUGUAAACCUUUUGCGACUCUUAAUUUGGAGUAUCAUCAUCUUAGAACAAGUUAUUGGAA
This is a messenger RNA of Hordeum vulgare subsp. vulgare (domesticated barley), 1583 nucleotides long. RefSeq names its product F-box protein SKIP24. The record is from RefSeq and is a predicted model, not a curated record. Gene Ontology annotation, molecular function: myosin binding. Bases 182 to 904 code for a protein of 240 amino acids. The transcript is spliced from 5 exons. Lineage: Eukaryota; Viridiplantae; Streptophyta; Magnoliopsida; Poales; Poaceae.